UCGUCCGAACCUCUCUCUAUCUUGCACUAUCCUCCAAGACCGGGGCCAGCCGGGUCCCUUUUGGAGAAGCUCCAGUGGCCAUCUUUUUCUUUUCUUUUCUCUUUGCAUCACUUUCUUUCAUUUUUCAACCCUUCAUAUCCUCCGCUUCUCUAAGGUCUCUUCUUGCCUCGCUACUGCGGAUAGUUUGACGGCAAGAAGAGCUGCGAACAUCGACGUGCAGUUCGUGGGUAUGCUGGACUUGGCGCCCUCCGCUUGCGAUGACCUGGGAGGCUGAGCAGUCAAUCAGCAAACCAUCGGCCCUGACUGCUUUCAUCACCUGCUCGAUCUUCUCAUCAUGAACUCUUCGAACCCGAGCGCGGGCAAGUCCCUUCAGGUCCAGUCAAAUUAUCCUCCAGCCGCUCAAGCAGCACCGGCACUACCGAGUUUCGAAACGUCCCGCCGCGCGAAUCCGGCCGCCGGAGGCUCUCUGCCGCAGCCCACGCCCCGAAAGGGACAGAGCUCUCGGAACCAACACCGGCCUCAGCGCCGGCAUCACAUAGGGGAGAGAUUGGUCGACGAGUACGACGCCAUGGCAGAGCUUCGAGCGCUCAGAAACCCGACCAGUCGGCGUGGACAGACAUCCAUUACGCAUCUUUUGAAUUACUCAGCACCGUUGCAUCAUCAUCAUCAUGACCACGGCCAUCACCACCACUCGAACCCUAGGUCAUAUCGGCGAAAUCCAACCUGGGGUCCGGGCUCGGGAUACCAUGCUGUUGAUAAAUCUAGAUACGUCCACGCCAACUACCGCUUCGUCGUCUCUCCGGAGGGAGACUACUCCAAGAACGCAGCCGAUGCAGACCUUUUCUUGGAUUGGUCCAAUGUCCUGCAGGUGAUUGCUUCAUCUGAGUCACAGGCGGCCUCAUGCCCUAUCUGUUUGUCGGAACCAGUGGCCCCCCGAAUGGCUAAAUGUGGGCAUAUAUUUUGCCUUCCAUGCUUGCUUCGCUUCAUGAACUCGGUCCUAAACGAUGAAGAGGCAAAACCGGGGAAGGGUGCCAAAUGGAGAAAAUGCCCCAUCUGCGAAGAUAGCAUCUAUCUUCCUGAAGUGCGACCAGUGCGGUUUUACGCCGGCCAAGAGAGUCCCCUUCCCCGAGUAGGGGAUGAUGUCGUCUUGAGGCUUAUGGCAAGGAACGCCGACUCUACGCUGGCUCUCCCCCGAGAAAGUGGAGCGGAAGUGCUCAGCUCAGGUGAUAGCAUCCCGUGGCAUUUCGCUGCCAACGUCCUGGACUAUGCUCGUGUCAUGAAGGGCACAGGCGACUAUAUGGCCGGCCAGUAUGAUGAGGAAAUCGAGACGAUGCUACAACAAGCCAUGGAAGACGAAGCGCUGUUCGGGCAGGACAAUGAAUGGACUCAAAAAGCCGUCAAAGCUGUCAAUGCGGCGAAAGAAAAGAUUGCGUCCCUUGGUGGGGCCGACGGAUCCAAUACAGCAUCGCUCUCUAAUCCGGCGAGACAGUCAUCUGAUGCCGACUUUUACUUUUACAGCGCCUUGCCUCACCUAUAUCUUUCUCCUCUAGAUAUUCGGAUUUUGAAAACCACAUAUGGGUCCUUUGCAGCGUUUCCUUCUACAUUGCUACCUAGAGUUGAACACAUCUCGACUGGCCAUGUCGUCGAUGAUGCAUCACGGAAACGGGCAAAGUAUCUGGGGCAUCUUCCUUAUGGCUGCGUCAUUAGCUUUUUGGAAUGCGACUGGACAGAUAUUGUACCUGCUGAAACGCUAGAGUCAUUCAUGCCAGAUAUUGAGAAAAGGCGGAAUCGCAACCGUGAUAAGGCUGCACAAGAAGAGCGAGAACGCCUUCAGUCCGAGAGGAUAGAGGCUGCUGCCCUUCGAAGCCUUACCGGGUCCCGACGGCCGCAUUCUCCGCCUGUUGAACCUGAUUCGCCUCCAUUCAUGGACAUGUCGGAGUUUCAGCCUUUAGCGGCACCAUCUGGUACGACACCACCAGAACCAAGAGCAGGGUUCUCUACCUUGGCUUCGAUGUCAACCAGCCCCUCGACGCAGAGGACGGUCUGGGGUACUCCCGCACUCUCGACGACUCCUGGGAUGGAAGACAUUCACCCACCCACCAAUACUGACGAUGGGUGGCUUAAAGAUGAAGAUUUAUUCCUCAGCCCAGCCGAGCUUGCUAGGCAAAUGGAAGCCUUGAACACCCUCGAUAAGGACGAGAAUGGACAAAGCAGCAGUUCUCGAGGCGGCGGUGGUGGAGGCGGCGGCGGCGGCGGCGGAGGCGGUAAAAAGAAGAAGAAGCAGAAGAUUACGCUCAUGAGCACUGGCGGGCGGCGUGGCAUCUAGGGGAAUCGAUACAGUCGAUAUCAAAGAUGAUUUUUUUAACCUUUUCACGGGAUCUCAUGUUUAAGCUAGGCCGGAAUUACCUGGAGCUCGAUGGCAAGUAACGCGAUUUUAGUUAUUUAUAUAUAAUCACCUAAGGUGCCCACCAAUAUAGGUAUUAUGGCCUAUUGAGUGGUCUUGCAACGAAGAAGCAGCGGCGAUGAUUCACAACGAGAUUCAGUUGUUAGCACGACCAUUGCAAGGCCCCUCAUUCUCUAUGCUAGAUGGCGUAGCAUAAUACAAGCGUUGUUUUCAAAUAAAUCACCAUUUAAAC
Messenger RNA from Trichoderma asperellum CBS 433.97, 2636 nucleotides. RefSeq lists its product as uncharacterized. Lineage: Eukaryota; Fungi; Ascomycota; Sordariomycetes; Hypocreales; Hypocreaceae. Gene Ontology annotation, molecular function: metal ion binding; transcription cis-regulatory region binding. The record is from RefSeq and is a predicted model, not a curated record. Gene Ontology annotation, biological process: positive regulation of transcription by RNA polymerase II.